Messenger RNA from Durotheca rogersii, 1421 nucleotides. RefSeq names its product alpha-galactosidase A. The transcript is spliced from 2 exons. The coding region runs from base 417 to 1262 and encodes 281 amino acids. Lineage: Eukaryota; Fungi; Ascomycota; Sordariomycetes; Xylariales; Xylariaceae. The record is from RefSeq and is a predicted model, not a curated record.
CGUUAAAUAGCCGCCGCAGGAGAUGACGCGAAAUCAAUGGCCCCUCACAGCAGCUAUCACAGUGGAUUUACUAAAACUUGCGACACGCCAAAAUGAUGAAUAUAACAACGGCGACAGGUUAUCCCUAAGGUGCAGAGAUUCUCCGGGUCUUAGCCCGGAAUCCCCCUGCAAUCCUUCUUUGACAUGGGUUGUUCUUUGUGUAAAAAGACGUGCAUGUCGGCCGACAGUUUUUCACCUCGAAAACCAGCUGUAGCAGCAAUCUCUCCUCUCCACAGCAGCCAGAAAACUACCCUGACAUUCGAACGCCGCUCCUCCCCGCAGGAGAAAAAGAAAGGAGAGAGAGAGAGAGAGAGAGAAGGAGGUUUAACUUUUCUUCAGACAUAAUAUCCGCCGACAGUCCUAUAGUAAGCGGUCUAAUGGUGACAAUGUCUAGCGAUAAAGCUACAAACCCGCCAAUGCAGCCGAUCAUUCUGUCCACGGAAGUGGACGAUGACGAUUCAUGUGAAAGCGAAUACAGACUGCGAAUCGGAAGCCAAGUCAAAUAUCUUGUCAUCUCUCCCGGAACCUUUGACAGAGACAUGCUUUCAUCCCCCCUGCAGUCGUUACCCCGUCUUCCUUAUGACGAGGAAUGGACCGUGGCGCACAUCUCGCGAGAUAAAACCAGCGGCGACUUGAAAACUUCCAUCUUGAACCGAACACUAGCCGGCGUCAAGUGUGGAUGGCAUCAUACCAGGGUUGAUUGCCUAGAGUUGGAGAAGACCAAACAGCUCACGGCAAUGGUUUUCGAAGCCGUCGUCCCACAUUCGAUCCUCCCAAUCACUCUCCUAUCACCAGCCACAGCGAUCGCUAAAAUAGCCCGUUUCGAAUGGGAGCUGCCUCGUAUCGAACAAGAAACGAGAGCAUAUCAAUUGCUUGAGGGUUCUGGACUGGCCCCGCGCUUCCUCGCCCAUGUCCAUGAGAGUGGACGCAUCGUGGGUUUUCUAUUGGAGAAAAUAGAGGGACGCUCUGCUUCCUUCCAGGAUCUGAGCAUUUGCGAAACCGCUCUGGGAAAACUCCACGAACUGGGACUCGUACAUGGGGAUGUGAACCGAUAUAACUUUCUUGUCACGGAAGAAGGGGUGAAACUACUCGACUUCGAACGCCUUCAGGAGAAUGCUAGCCCCAACUCGAUGAGCAAGGAGAUGGAGUGUUUGCGUGCCGAAUUGGUCGACGAAUCAGGACGCGGCGGAGGUUUCAUUUUCCAUGACGAUAGCGAAAGCUGAAGACACACCUAAUAUCCCGGGGAUCUGAAUGCGCCGUUUUUGGGGUGUGUGAUUACCUGCGCUACAUCGUGGUGACUGAAGGAUACAGGUUGAGAUCCAGACGGUGAAAAUAUAAGUACACGACCCAUAUAAACACUCAUCCGAAACCCUGCAAGGACC